UUUGACACUUUAAACUCGUUUUUUAAGGGAAUGACCGAAUGAAAAAGCAGUGCCACUGUGUGAUAGGUGUCGUGCUAAAAUGUGAAACGGAUUUUGACUUUCGCUUGAGGUACAGAUGUUGUACUUCAAAUGCUACUGUUUAGAAGUACAGUAUCUGUCGGUCGCUAUGAAACAGAUCCUGUACUAAUUAGUUCGUACCGCCGCCGCGCUGCUUGAGCGUAGUACACGGAAAAAAUAAAUUCUGUAAGAAUUCCUGAAUUUGUUCCAUAAUUGAGGAUUUGUGCAAAGUUCCAGAAAUUUUUAGAAAUUCAAUGUAAGUAUAUCUGAAUCGUUCCGAACUAAUUACGAAACGGUUUUUGUGAGACUUUCAAAAUCAGCAUUAUAAAUAAAUUCCUGAAGAAAUACAGGACUGGUCUAUAAUAUUAUCGAAAUUUUGUCGUAGAAAUUAUAUUUCUUCUAAAAUAGUAUUUACAAGCGUCUAAUCAAGGAGAACUCCAGUUUAAAUUUCAUAAUAAUUCCCGAACUUCAUCGAAAGAAAAGAUGUGCCGAGAUUCUCCGCGCAUGUUUUAAUAGUGUAUGUGUGAGAAAGAGUGUAAACACGAGUAAACGACUCUUCUCUUACCAUUAGUUCCUAUGUUCGCGGCAUGAGCGGAAUUUCUUUAAUAUUAUAUUUUUAACGGUUUUAUUUUAUUUAUAAUUGUGCGUAUUCACAAUAUAUGGAUUUUUAUUAAGGAAAACCGAACAAAUUCGUUAUUUGGAUGUUUUCCUUUGCCGCCUAACCUUGUUCAAAAGGUGUCAACAGAAGGACGGACAGAUAUAAACACGCUUAAAAGGAGUUCCGAUUUGCUGGAUUUAACUGCUGUACCUUGUGCCAGUGUCUCAGAAAGCAAAAGAACGAACCUUAAUCAAGACUUUCAGACGUUCAAAACAAGACAAGGCCAAAGGACCUCUGAACUAUUGGAUCUAUCGGUAUCAAUCGUUACCAAUAACACGGAAAGUGGAAACUCUGAGGUAAGAUUGUGAAAAUAUAUUUUAAAAAGUAUAAUUUUAGUUUUUUUUAAAGAUGUACUUUUUUAAUAUACUGUAGGUUUGUUGUCAAUCAAAUUUUUCGGCCGAAACUUUGCCCACGUCCGCGCCUGUAGAAAAAGGGAAUUCUUCGUUAGUACACAUUGAUUUCAAUGAUGACGUUCGAUCAGGAGUACGUGAUUUACUAUUUACAUAAAUUUAUUAAAUGUAAAUUUUUUUUUAAUUUCUACAAUAACUGUUUUAGGCAUUAAGUGCACUACUUGGUUCGGAAAUCGAUGCAAAAUUAUCACUUAAAGCGUAUAUUGAUAACGGGUAUAUGCCGGAUAACGGUAGAACUAUAAUGGUUCAAUCUUUUAUCAAAAAGAAAAUCGCUCAACUUAUGAGAACCUUUGAUGGGUCGCCACUAAAUGAUUGGAUUAUUCCAAAAGAAGACUUCAAAUCGUUUUGUAAAAUAAUUGAACAAUUAUUUCCAUCGGAAAGUGGAACUACAUAUUUUACCGAAUUUCAUAUCGAGAAUGGAUUAAGGUGUCCUGGAACAGGGAAAUUGUUAAACAGAUUUGAAUAUGAGAAAAAAAAAUUAAGAGCGAAAGGAAUUAUAAAACCCUUUGAAAAGAGUACUAAGAACACAGCAAAUCCAAAGAAUAUUGUUAUUACUGAUACCAUUAAAGAGAAAAUCGAUUACUUAGAAACACAUUCGGAUGAUUUGGAACAAGUAAAAAUUUUUUGGCAAGAAACGUUACAGCAUCGUAGAUAUCUGCUCGAAGUUGAAAAAAUUACGGUCCAAAAUUAUUUGUUAAAAUUCAAAGCUCUGAGAGAACAAGCGGGACAGAAACUUAUUGAAAUAGAUUUUAAUCUACAGCAUCCAGGAAAAGAGAAAGCACUAUCUGAUAAGUGGCCAACAAUCAAGGAUCAUAUAAUUCGACUUUUACAAAAUGCAAAAUUAUCUGCAACAGAGCAAAGUUUCUUUGAGUUGUUACCAACUUUAGAAGAAGAUAAUCAAAAUGCAGUUUUGCUCUUCCUGCUUCCGAAAAUUAUACCUGCUGGCCGAAUCAUAACUUCAAAAAAAAGAAAACGCAAAGGAACUGUGGAAACGCAACACGAUAACAAUAUAGUCGAAGCAGAGGAGAGUUCGAGUAAUGCUGAAAGCGAUCCAUUCCUGAAAGGAAUAAAAAAAGAUGAAUAUAGAGAUUCAUAUAUGUUACAAAUACCAAUUGCAAUUGAAGCAGAUCCAACCUUGCUGGAAUUGAGAGAAGUUUUAAAUAAAAAAAAACUAACCCUCCAACCACUAAUGGUAAUAAUUGGAUCUAUUUUUAGUAUAAAUGAGAUUUACGUAGUGGUAAAUGAUGUUUGGUAUAAAACAGAAUCAGUUUUAGAAGCUGCAGAUUUAACAUUUAAAUCGUUUUUUGUUUUCGAUUGCCAAUAUCCACAAAAAUCAAAAAAUUUGUGGCAAUUUUUACAAAUUGCAGCGUAUAAUAUACCAACACCGAGUGAAAAAGUUGGUAUAAAAAUACGGGCAUUGAUAAAAGAGAUUAACUUAAGUUAAAAUGAAAUCAUUGUUAUCGUGGUUGAAUUAUAUGUUCAAUAUGUAUUACUGCUUUGCUUGCGAUUUUAAAUGUCCAGACAAUAAAAGUCUAGUUAUCCACGUACAGUUAUCUCAUAAAUCACUUAAUUAUUUUAAAUGUAAAGAACCGAAUUGUUUAAAAACAUACACUGUAUUCGAUUCAUAUAAAAAACAUCGUUUGAAUAAACAUAAUGUGGACGAAUUGUCGAGUC
Leptopilina heterotoma is the source of this 2799-nucleotide messenger RNA. RefSeq lists its product as uncharacterized. The record is from RefSeq and is a predicted model, not a curated record. The transcript has 7 exons. The coding region runs from base 1343 to 2569 and encodes 408 amino acids. Lineage: Eukaryota; Metazoa; Arthropoda; Insecta; Hymenoptera; Figitidae.